AUGACACUGGACGAACCUUCUGUCCAGCUCAAUGCCGAGCUGCAAUCCUCGAUUACACGCGCGCUCGCGUCGCGACGACCCAUUCUCCACCAUUUGAAUGCCGACACGUCGUGGCUACUUCAAAUACCUCGACCUCACAAUGCUGUCAAAAGAGGCGCACGCUUCUACUACAAUAUUCUGAUCGAUCCGUGGUUGCGAGGCGGCCAGAGCGACGUGGCAACAUGGUUUUCGCAACAGACGCAUGCGACUGAGAGCGCCGUUCAAUCUAUCAAAGAGUUGGAAGAGUUGAUACAGAGGAAUGAAGACCUCACAACCAGCUUGCGGCCUGAACCUGGGAGCCGGAGGAAUACAGAGUCGGAGGAGCAUAUUGGAGGCUUUGAAAAUCUCAUCGACGCGGUUGCUGUCUCUCAUGAGUUUACAGACCAUUGCCACAAGGAUACUCUGCUUGAGAUCCAUCCGGAUGUUCCUGUGUUCGCAAUUAAAGAGGCCGCGAAGCUGAUUGAGAGCUGGCGACACUUCAGAACAGUGACCACGGUCAAUGGCUUCGGUGUGGACAGCGAUACCGAUUGGCGCAGUACGAGUCUGCCUCCACUCCCAGAAUGGAUAGGAAUCAGCCGGCUGUUGCAGGUGGAUGAUGUGUUGAACUAUCAUGCCGCACUGAUGAUCACCUUCAACAAUAGGCACGGCAAUGCGCAAUCAAAGCUUGCGAAAACCAAUGGGUUUAUGAAGAAUGGCACGCGCAAGAGGCAUCACUCCGCGAUUGAGCCCAACGAGGACGAGGAAACCGCCGAGGCAGUCGUCUAUACGCCACAUGGUAUGCAUAGCGGGGAUCUCACUUUGAUACCAGAGGCACAGCCCUCGAUUACCACGCUCGCGUUCUUGCACGGACUGCACAAUGUACGAGUCGGUACGGCCAGCGGCAAAACUGCAUUGCAGUCAAAUCUCGGCGCUCAUAAUGGACUCAAGGCGCAGCGCAUACUAAAUGCGAACUACUGGAUUGGCACUCACGACGAGAUCAAGAAAGGAGGAGGGUUGGUGGCAUGGUUUCUUCAAAGAGACGAGUUGACAUUGAAAGAUGCUUUGGAUCAAGAGAGAAAGUCACGAAAGGAUGGCGAAAAGGGCAUGGCGAGGGGCGAAUUGGGUAAAGUUCUGGAUUCGUUCAAUGAUACCAACUGGUGUGACUUACGGAAUGGCGAGAGCAAGAUACUUCUAUAG
Messenger RNA from Zasmidium cellare ATCC 36951, 1215 nucleotides. RefSeq lists its product as uncharacterized. The record is from RefSeq and is a predicted model, not a curated record. Bases 1 to 1215 code for a protein of 404 amino acids. Lineage: Eukaryota; Fungi; Ascomycota; Dothideomycetes; Mycosphaerellales; Mycosphaerellaceae. The transcript has a single exon.